Physella acuta is the source of this 1755-nucleotide messenger RNA. RefSeq lists its product as uncharacterized. The record is from RefSeq and is a predicted model, not a curated record. NCBI's taxonomy places the organism in Eukaryota, Metazoa, Mollusca, Gastropoda, Physidae.
AACCUUUAGAAUGUUUGUUGACAUCAGCUGACGCUCACUCAACUUUCGAUGUGAUCUCUGCUUUAAGAAAUGGAGACACAGAUAAAGAAAAACACAUGUACAGACCACGUGUCAAGGUUAUCCUGCCAACCACCCGAGGCCUCCUCCCUAGACAGGUUGUUCAAGGAAAUUGAUACAGUCCUGACGUUUUCAUUACAAAACAUGAUGUUUAGAGCCAUACCGGCAACUAUCUUUUCUUGUUCAUUCAUGUUGAUGUUUGGCAAUCUUGAGGUUUUUUCAAAAAAUGAGAGUUGUAGAGCAUUUGUUACGAUUUGUGUGUUCUGCGUAUUCCUGAAACUGUUUAUCUCAUUUUGGAACGCGUUGGAAUGGUCCGAACCAGAUUUGCCAAGGAAAGUAAAGUCCAAAGAAUUGAACGCAAACAACGAGGAAGAGAAAUUUAAUGAAGGCAUCAAAAGAAAAGCUUUCGACCUUAAACUGGAUAGCGUUAUUCGUCGCUAUGCCUGGAGGAAGCUGCUAGAACACUCCAGGCAGCUCGAAAGAGAUUGUCAAGAGAUGGACAGGAAAUACUUUACUUGCAUUGUGGACUGGACGGCCAUCACAUUCAAGCACGAGGUCACCAAGUUUUCUCCAAAGGUCAAGGACGGAACUGUGAUCAAAACCUCCCGAGGAGACUUACAAACAGGCGAAAAAUGGGUGACGCUUUGGUCCAGUUGUUAUGAAAACCUAUCGAAAAUCAAACAAAGUCACAUUUUUAGAGGAUCACGUGAUACGACCACAUGGGUAGAGGUGGACCUAGAACGAUGUUACACGGUCAACGAAGAGGUGGAUGUCAACUUUAACCUGCAUCUAGUCCCAUAUUUUUUUAACGCCGAAAAUACCGUAAGUAUCAACAAGUUCAAAGGUCAAGUGUUCCAUGAAACCCUCGCCUGGGAGAUAAACACGGAGGUUGAAGUUGAGCCAUCGUCUCGAGCCAAUGCUCAGCUGUUAGCGAGACAAGAGUGUUCUGUCGUGGAGUUUGAGAUUCGAACCACUUUGUCAAGUCCUAAAGGUGUAGUCCCUGUUACCUUUAAACACAAAGACGAAGACAUCUCGUUUGUGUUAAACAUUGAAGACUUACAUGAGGCUUUUCAGCUUGUAGAAGAGGGCGGAGUUCUUAGACCUAAAGAAAACAGGUGUGUGGAGCUGAUUGAGGAGAAGUGGCUGGACGAAGAUGGCGUGGAGCAAUCUACCUCCCAACCCCAGAUCAUCGCCCGGGGCACCUGUGUCUGUCUCAGCUGGACUGACCAGAAAGUGGACAUCAAGACCAGUCCAUUGUCAAUGGACGAGUCCACUUGUGAUGGGGACCACAACAUGAACAAGACGCCAGUCUGUUACACUGAAGAAGACACAGGCGUUGACUCCUUUGUUGUCGUCGAUUAACCAAAUAUAUGUUCACUGGUCUAAUUGAUGCAACAUUUUUAACAAGAGCCAUAUUUAUUAACGUAAUUAGGCAUGCCUAUUUAUGAAUUUUGUUUUUAAAUCUAGUUUCAACGAUUUUAAAUGUUAUUAAAUUUCAAAAACACUAGCAGUACUAAAAACAAAUCUUUAAAGUAUUGCAUUAUGUGCAUACUAUUUUCUAAGAUAUACAUUUUUUUUUUACAAAAUAUGUAUUAGUAUUACAUUAACUGUUGGAUAUUAUCUGAAGUUUAAUUAUAAAUAAAUGCCGAUAAUUGAAUAAUGAAAUGUGUCUGUAUUAUCGUCUUCUACUUUAAAUAA